Messenger RNA from Alternaria burnsii, 1185 nucleotides. RefSeq lists its product as uncharacterized. Gene Ontology annotation, molecular function: peptidase activity. The transcript has a single exon. Gene Ontology annotation, biological process: proteolysis. Lineage: Eukaryota; Fungi; Ascomycota; Dothideomycetes; Pleosporales; Pleosporaceae. The record is from RefSeq and is a predicted model, not a curated record. Bases 1 to 1185 code for a protein of 394 amino acids.
AUGUAUUCAGCGUGGUAUCUGUACAUGGUUGGGGGCGCGUUGCUUGGCACUGUCUUUGCCCAUCCACUGGCAUCGCAAGACGAUCCUCCUUGCGAUCCUGAGCCACCAACCUGUCGUCCGUCCUGGCAGACUGCGGAAUAUGCACCUUCGGUCGGCCGCCUACGCGCAGGGCUUAUCUUCGUCGACUUCACCGACUCCCCUGAUGACCACUUUGGCCAAGAGCCGUGGCAGCUGUUCGAGCCCCUCAAGGAACAACCCGCAGAUCUGUAUCGGCAGAUGUCUUUCGGAAAGCUCGAUUUCGAGAUCGUACCACUCUUGGACAAGUUCUACCGCAUGCCUCGUGACUCUGCGUCGUAUGGCUUCGCCGAUGAAGAAGGCCUCACUGGUGAGGAACAUAAAACAUACAUCGACGAUGCCCUUAAAGCCGUUGGUGAUGACAUGGACUUCAACAGCGUUGACAUCCUAUUCAUUGCGCCACCAAACGGUACCGAACAAAUCAACCGCUCUGCCUCUUACAGCAGCCCUGUCAAAACCAAAAGUGGUCGAGAAUUUCGUGCGGGCAGUGUCAUCACAUUUGGAAACGACUUGUACCCGGACGGAGAAUGGAAGACUGUCAAUCACGAGACGGGCCACACAAUGGGUCUACCUGAUCUGUAUCCCUACGGCCCCGGCGGCAACGGUCUUUGGGUCGGGGAAUUCGACAUGAUGGGCGUCGUCUGGGGUCAGUCACCGGAUCUCUUCGCAUGGCACAAGUGGCGCCUCAACUGGAUCGAGGACAAUCAAGUCGAUUGCAUCAUGGAGACCGGCACGACUACGCACCGUUUGAGUCCAAUCGAAGUCGAUGGCGGCGUCAAGGCUGCUGCUAUUCCAAUGAAUGCGACAGGUUAUGUUAUGGCGGAAGUACGUUCAAUGCAAGGUAUCGACCACGCAGCAUGCGAGACCGCGACUGGAGUCCUCCUCUAUACCGCAGAAAGUUCGAUCGGGAGCGGUGAUGGUCCUAUCAGAAUCCUCGACACGAACUCCGCAACUUGGGGAUGCGGCAACGAGUGGGAUGGUGCGGCAUUGAACGAUGCGCCGUUGCGGGAUAUUGAUGCGGUCUUUGAUACUGAGUUCGGGGUAAAGGUCAAGGUGAUCGCGCGCGAAGGCGAUGAUUUUAUAAUCGAGGUUAAGAGAGGAACGUUCUAA